This is a messenger RNA of Limulus polyphemus (Atlantic horseshoe crab), 402 nucleotides long. RefSeq lists its product as uncharacterized. The record is from RefSeq and is a predicted model, not a curated record. The annotation marks the transcript as partial. Lineage: Eukaryota; Metazoa; Arthropoda; Merostomata; Xiphosura; Limulidae. The transcript has a single exon.
AUGCCAAGUCAGAGUGCUCCAACAAGAAGACCAGUCAUGCCAAGUCAGAUUGCUCCAACAUGGAGACCAGUCAUGUCAAGUCAGAGUGCCCCAACAGGAAGACCAGUUACGUCAAGUCAGAGUGCGCCAACAGGAAGACCAGUCACGUCAAGUCAGAGUGCCCCAACAGGAAGACCAGUCACGUCAAGUCAGAGUGCUCCAACAUGGAGACCAGUCAUGUCAAGUCAGAGUGCCCCAACAGGAAGACCAGUCACGUCAAGUCAGAUUGCUCCAACAUGGAGACCAGUCAUGUCAAGUCAGAGUGCCCCAACAGGAAGACCAGUUACAUCAAGUCAGAGAGCUCCAACAGGAAGACCAGUCACGUCAAGUCAGAGUGCUCCAACAGGAAGACCAAUGGAUCAC